UGGCAUCCAAAUGUUUGGUGAUGAAGGCGGAACUGACUUACAGCAACAAGUCUGGGAGGAGGCUGAAACCCGAGGGGGCCAUACAGAACAACGAUGGCAUGUACAACCCUGAAUGUGACGAGCUGGGCCUCUUCAAAGCCAAGCAGUGCAAUGGCACCGCCACCUGCUGGUGUGUGAACACUGCCGGUGUCCGGAGAACCGACAAAGACACGGAAAUAACCUGCUCCGAGCGAGUGAGGACCUACUGGAUCAUCAUCGAAAUAAAACACAAAGAAAGAGAAAGCCCUUACAACCUUCAGAAUUUGAAGACUGCACUUGAGGAGGUGUUCAUGUCUCGAUACAAACUGAAUCAGAAAUUUAUCAAAAAUAUUCUGUAUGAGAACAAUGUUAUCACUAUUGAUCUGAUGCAAAACUCUUCUCAGAAAACUCAAGAUGAUGUGGACAUAGCUGAUGUGGCUUACUAUUUUGAAAAAGAUGUGAAAGGGGAAUCCUUGUUCCAUCAUUCUAAGAAAAUGGACCUGAGAGUAAAUGGAGAACAACUUGAUCUGGACCCUGGCCAGACCCUGAUUUACUAUGUUGAUGAAAAAGCCCCGGAGUUCUCAAUGCAGGGACUCAAAGCCGGCAUCAUUGCUGUUAUUGUGGUAGUGGUGUUAGCAAUCAUCGCGGGGGUAGUUGUGCUGGUUAUGUCUACAAGGAAGAGAUCAGCGAAGUAUGAGAAGGCUGAGAUAAAGGAGAUGGGUGAGAUACACAGAGAACUCAAUGCCUAACAACAGCUCUGCUUUUUGAGAAUGGAACCACCAGAAGGGGGAUUGGCAAAGGAACGCAGAUUAAAAACGUAUAAGUAUGGGACAAGAUGAAGACCUCAAAAGGGUUACUGUUUUGUUAACAUCCUAAAUUUUUAAUUGUGAAAAUUACUCACAAAUAUAAGCAGCUUGACACUGGCAUUACCAAUCUGUAAAUUAGACAAAUGUCUUAUGUGUGCAGGUCUGGUGUGGAACUCAGAAUUUAGCCUGCAUAGUUAAUAAUUUAUGCUGAAUACUGAAGUGUGUAUGUCACAAACAUCCCACAGUAGAAUACGGUGACUAGUCUCAUUUUCUGAUUUAAAGCUGCCUUUCUAUAUACCCAAGUCUUGUACAUAAAACUUUUUUUUAAUGAAAUAAACAUUUUUAAAAUGAA
Molecule: messenger RNA, 1176 nt
Organism: Cricetulus griseus (Chinese hamster)
Lineage: Eukaryota; Metazoa; Chordata; Mammalia; Rodentia; Cricetidae
Source: RefSeq, a predicted model, not a curated record